AUGGCUGUGGCUGUACCAGGACAAGCUGAGGGCAUUAAGCUAGGAUGGCAACGAGUGUCGCAGGGGCGCGGGGAGAGGAGAAGUGUUUAUGCUGCCAUGUCGGCGGGAAAGAGCAGGACGGUGCCUCAGACGUACGUGCCAGUGCAGGCAUGGAGCGGGAGGGCGAUCAGAGAUAGGAAGGAUCGACCGAGCGAGAGCGAAGGGGGGAGGGAGAAGAUCAGGAGGACCAAGCGAGCUGCGUGCUUCAUCGAGGACGCGAUGAGAGGGGUGGACGGGAGGGACUAUGUGGAUGAUCGCCGAACGAGCAAGGUCGUGUUCAGCAUGGAGAGCAGGCAGCAUGCGAGAGCAGCUCCGUCGACGGGGGCGGCAGCAAGACAGACGAAGCCCUUCCGAGAUACGAUGCUCAACUUGUCGAGUAAGAGUCUGUGGACUGCAAAACCUGAGGCGAUCGGCGAGUCAGAGGGGAAGAAGGCGAUCAGGUCGGUCUCCUCUCAAAAGAUGAAGGAAGCAAGUUUUCAUCCGACACUGCAUGCGCGGUUGAUGGAGAGGGUGUCGGAGAGAGUGAGAAGGACGCAACUGAGGGAAAGAGAGAAAGAAAACUUUGACAAGUCAAAAGAUGUCAAGAAAGAGACAGACAAGCUGCUACUGAAGAUGUUUCAAACGACUGAAAAGAGCUGGCAGAAAGAAGACGCACUCAUGUUUCAGAAUUUCGGCAGAAAGCUCAACAUGGUCGACGACGAGGUUGAGAACCUGAAGGCCUGCAAGGACGGGAUGGUGAAGAUGCUGCGAGUUAUGAACGAGUACAACCUGCAACUGCAAUCAGAGAUGAACCUGAUCAACCCCCUAGUGGACCAUGUCUUCCGUGUGGAGCAGGCAAUCAUCAAACGGACCCCUCAAGCCUUCGGGACCAUCCAAGGUAAUUCUACACUACGACGCAAGGGAGGCGAAGACAACGAGGAAGAUGAAGGCGAGCAAGUCGGGAAGAUUGAUGAUGACAGCUGGGACGGAGGGAACUUCGAUAGCUGCAAGGAGGACUUGCGGAACAACCUGGACGAGCUGAACGCGCUAAUGGCAAAAGUUGUGGAGGGAGAGAGCAGGCAGAGCGAUGGGGAGAUCGAAAAUGCAGAGGACAGAAUGCAGGAGCCUGCAAAACUUUCGGCCCACGAGGAAGACGGCGAGGGCAUUCUCCGCAAGGAGAGCGACUUUCGGCUGCAAAUCGAGCAGGAGGUGAUGAACACGGAGCGAAGGGAGAACCCACAGGAUGGGCAAGAGGGGAGGCAGGGGAACGGGGAAGGAGAGGAGGUGGAGGAGGAGGAGGAGGAGGAGGAGGAGGAGGUUCUCAGAAGAGCCAAGUUGCUGCUCAGAGCGUUAUCAACACAGCAUUGA
Guillardia theta CCMP2712 is the source of this 1386-nucleotide messenger RNA. RefSeq lists its product as hypothetical. Lineage: Eukaryota; Cryptophyceae; Pyrenomonadales; Geminigeraceae. The record is from RefSeq and is a predicted model, not a curated record. The transcript is spliced from 9 exons. The coding region runs from base 1 to 1386 and encodes 461 amino acids.